AUGAACACCAUGCAAGUUGCCGCAAGCAAUCCUGGGAUUUGUGCCAGGAAAAAGUAUCAGCCACACCAUUUUCUUUCUACACCACAUGGAUUGUCAAUGAAUGCCAAUCCUCUCUCUAGGACCUUCCUGAUCCCAAAAGCAAAAUAUUCAUCUGGCUUACAAUGUGUGCCUGUUUUAAAAUCUCGGAAACCGCUCCAUGUUUGUUUAGCUGGUGGGAAAGGGAUGAUGGACAAUAGUGAGGAUUCCCAACAGAAAGCUCUUGAGGAAGCUAUGAAAAAUUUACAAGAAAAAAUCCGAAAGGGAGAAUACAGUGGGGGAAGUGGGUCCAAGCCACCCGGUGGACGAAGUGGUGGAGGCGGUGGCGGCUCUGGUGAACCAGAGGAUGGAAUGUCGGAUGAGGCCCUUCAAAUUGUUUUUGCAACAAUUGGCUUUAUAUUUGUGUAUAUCUAUGUCAUCAACGGUGUGGAACUUUGUAAGCUAGCUAGGGAUUUCAUCAAGUAUCUGCUUGGAGGAACUCAAAGUGUUCGAUUAAAGCGAGCAUCAUACAAAUGGGCGCGACUUUAUAAGAAGAUUACCGGGCAAAAGGAAGUCGACGAGAAUGGGUUGGAAAAUGCUCGAACUCGAUGGAACAUUGCCGAUUUCUACCGAGAUGUUGUUAGGAAUUACUUGAAACGGGAUUCAAAUGAGUAG
This is a messenger RNA of Lathyrus sativus (Indian pea), 690 nucleotides long. Lineage: Eukaryota; Viridiplantae; Streptophyta; Magnoliopsida; Fabales; Fabaceae. The record is from the annotation of a GenBank genome assembly.